GAUGCUGCGGCCGCUCUGCGGGCUGGGGCGGCUACCCGCCGGACCUGGUGCUGGCCCCUCCGUCCGGCUCGCUCGGGGCGCCGAGAUGCCGAAGAAAGCUGGUGCGACCAAUAAGGCCAGUGGCAGUGCCGUGGCGGGUAAAAGCGAGAGCAAGAAACCAGAGACAUCACUUCCUCCCUUAGGUCCUGUGGCAGCUGAUCCUAAAGGUUGUGUCACCAUAGCCAUCCAUGCCAAGCCUGGUUCCAGACAAAACGCUGUAACAGAUGUGACGGCUGAGGCUGUGAGUGUGGCCAUUGCUGCGCCUCCGUCGGAAGGAGAGGCGAACGCGGAGCUCUGUCGCUACCUCUCCAAGGUCCUGGACCUCAGGAAGAGUGAUGUGGUUUUGGAUAAGGCCCAGCCUCAGGCAGCCCAUGAAUGAGGUCUGAAGGAUACUCAUCCAGCUCUGGUGACUGGUGUCAUGGUGAUACUCUAGCACUGCAUCUGCCGUCUGUCACCCCCACCUGAAUAAAUGAGAAAUUACUCCUGCAAAAAUGAUUUAUGAGUAAUUUAUUAAUAACUUGGGUGCCUACUAUUGCCAGGCGCUGCUAGGUGCUUUGCCUACACUACACACUGACAGAACUGAGAAGCAAAAACCUGCUCACCCUUGCACAGAGGCCGGGACAGAGAACUAGGACUCCUGCCUCCUGGGGCCAUUCCCCACUCCUUUGCCAGCUGGGGGAGGGCGAGAGGACCCGAGGAUGAGGCUGGCACCUUUGCAGUGUUUCAAGUUCCAAACAGCUAAAAACUCAGCACCUUCAGGAGGCAGGUCCUUUCUGGACUGGGCGACCAGCACUUUGGCUCUUAGCAGAGUUCAGGAUGUGGUCAUGUGGUUCCUCGAUGGUCAUUUAGAAUAUAAAGUUUCGAACCCACGAUGGCUCCCACU
This is a messenger RNA of Equus quagga, 922 nucleotides long. It is a transcript of the gene C2H15orf40, whose product is annotated as chromosome 2 C15orf40 homolog. Gene Ontology annotation, cellular component: cytoplasm. The transcript is spliced from 4 exons. Lineage: Eukaryota; Metazoa; Chordata; Mammalia; Perissodactyla; Equidae. The coding region runs from base 2 to 418 and encodes 138 amino acids. The record is from RefSeq and is a predicted model, not a curated record.